AUGCCUCAGAAGUACAUUCGCUGUGCCAAGAGUGAUUUUAGCAGCUACAAUGUGACAGAGCCACCAAUUGAUGCUCCUAGAGAUCCAUUGUAUAAGUCUGAGCGGGACGUUUUAAAGGUUUACUUGACAAAGCAUUACAGGAAUCGGAGGUUGGGCGACCCUGAUUUUGUUCUGGAUUUUGAGGAGAUUUAUGUGAUUGAUUCCAAAACAAAAUCUAUUAGCAGAGCAAAAGUUCUGGUCAGUGUUCCAGGGGGAAGAAGCAGAGAUAGAAGGCAUGACCUGCUUGUAAUACGUGAUAAUGGCAACUCCUUCAGAAUAAUUCAUGGGAGUGAAAAGGAUGAUCCCACCACAGUGAUAGAGAGGGAAGAGUGGAAUAAGACCAGACAGGACAUGGAGAGGCAUCUUAGCAAGCUACGGGACUUCAGCGUUUCAAAUUGGUUCUAG
Molecule: messenger RNA, 444 nt
Organism: Prunus armeniaca (apricot)
Lineage: Eukaryota; Viridiplantae; Streptophyta; Magnoliopsida; Rosales; Rosaceae
Source: the annotation of a GenBank genome assembly